Alternaria atra is the source of this 906-nucleotide messenger RNA. RefSeq lists its product as uncharacterized. Gene Ontology annotation, cellular component: cytoplasm. Gene Ontology annotation, molecular function: oxidoreductase activity, acting on the CH-OH group of donors, NAD or NADP as acceptor. Lineage: Eukaryota; Fungi; Ascomycota; Dothideomycetes; Pleosporales; Pleosporaceae. The transcript has a single exon. The coding region runs from base 1 to 906 and encodes 301 amino acids. The record is from RefSeq and is a predicted model, not a curated record.
AUGCCAAAGAAAGUCGCACUGAUUACCGGUGGAGCAUCAGGCAUGGGCCUCGCCGUUGCAACCGCCCUCUCGAAUCGCAUGCAUGAAGACUGGGAUAUCCACCUCAUUGACCUGAACGCCGAAGCCGGCAAACAAGUGACUGCCAAACUGAAGAACACGCACUUCCACCAAACAAACGUGACAGACUACAUGUCCCUCGUCUCAGCUUUUGAAGCCACGUACAACACAUCCCAGCGUCUAGAUUUUGUUUACGCAAACGCUGGUAUCGUGGAGCGCGACAACUUCUACGCAAAACACGACCUAGACGGUCCGCCUCCUCCGCCUCCAAAUCAACUAAGCGUGGAUAUCAACUUGAAGGCUGUGAUCAACACAUCAUAUCUUGCUCUACAUUACUUCCGCAAAGCGAUAGCCAAGCAUGGAAGGGAGAAUGUAGAUCCUGUGUUGGUCAUGACAGCAUCUUGUGGCGGUCUCUAUCCGUCAGAGUUCUGUCCUAUGUAUAGUGGGAGCAAAGCAGCUGUUGUGCAAUUCAACCGCGCAAUCACCGUCGCAUACCACCACGAAGGGGUACGGACGUUUGCUACGUGCCCUGGGACUAUCAACACUGGUCUCUUGAGUCAGGAAGAAUGGAAGUCUUUCCCCUUGGAGUACUUCACACCCAUGGAGACGCUGGUCGAUAUUGUAGUGAAACUGGUGGAUGGAGGCGAUAUAGUGGACGCAAAGGGGGUGAAGAAGACGCGAGAGGAGAACUGGGGGUUGACGGUGGAAGUGAACGGCAACAACUUCUAUCUCAGAGAAGGACCAGAGUUCUGUGAUGAUAAUAUGAGGGUGAUGAUGGCGAAUACUAGCAUGGCGAAGCAACUAGCUAGAAUCGAGGGAGGCAAGACAAAUGGAACGAACGGGGCUUGA